AUGCUCUACAAUGGCGAAGAACCGAUUGGCUACUGGCCGAGGGAGCUCUUCAAUAACAUGGAAGAUUCUUCUCAGAUUCAACUGAGUGCAACUGUUAGCUCUCCUAUCGAUAAGCCUAGUCUUCCGACGGGCAAUGGGCAACUUGGUGGAGCAUCUUUUAGGAGGAUCACCAUUACGGAUGGGCAGUCUAUUCCAUACCCAAAAUCCGUCUACAAUGCAGUAACAUUCAAUGAUCUCGACAAACCCUUUUAUGAUGCCGAAUACAAUGGAGAUUGCUGCUUGUUUUACGGUGGCCCGGGAGGAUGGAGGCCACCGACAUAA
Messenger RNA from Zingiber officinale, 321 nucleotides. RefSeq lists its product as uncharacterized. The coding region runs from base 1 to 321 and encodes 106 amino acids. The transcript has a single exon. Lineage: Eukaryota; Viridiplantae; Streptophyta; Magnoliopsida; Zingiberales; Zingiberaceae. The record is from RefSeq and is a predicted model, not a curated record.